UGACAGUUUAUAAUAUAAAGAUCAUUUAUCAGUAAAAUAUUCUACCUAACUGAUAAGUCAAUCCAGAUAUUAUGAUCUAUUAUCAACAGAAAGAUUAUCUGUGAUCCUAAAAAGAAGAUUAAGCCGAGAUAUGAUAUGUAUUCAUUAUUUGUAUUUCGUAAAAGUGUUUGUGAAUCAGUCAAGAUGCGGUUAAACAAAUUAUUAUUUACUUAUGCUUGUUUUAUUUUCAAAAUAAGAUACGUGGAAAGCUCAGGCGAAAGUGUUUUGUGUACGAAAACUGUGUGUGAUAGGGAAGUGAAAUGCGAACCAGUAUCGGGAAUUUGCAACCACCAGAAUGCAACUCUUAGGGGCAUUUCCUUCCCAUCGCCCACAACAUGCAACUGUUGCGACGACUACUGUUUAGAAUAUUUACAUGAAGGUGAUAGCUGCAGCGCGGGAAAUCCAUCGUCGCAACCUGUGACCAAGAUGUGUGGCCCAGGACUUGCAUGCCAAACACCAUCUGAUGCAGACGAUGAUGGUAUUUGUUCAAGAAUGAUUACCGAUUGUACUAAGAGACAAGAUGAUUACGAUGAAAGAAGGAUGAGUGGUACCCUAGGCUCUAUGGAAUUGAGACAGGAAUGUGAUGGAGAAGGUUUUUUUGAAAGUUACAAAUGCAUUCCUGGGCAAAGUUGUUAUUGCGUUUCGAAGAAUGGGACUAGAAUAUUCGGCGAAACUGAUUUUAUUGGUGUGCCAUCUUUUACUAUGCAAUGUAAAUGCUCCCGAGACUAUGAGGAAGCCCUAUUGAUAACCGGCCAGGAUCUGGGACCACACCAACAUUUCAGAUGCUCGGCAGAUGGCAGCUAUGAUCAGUUGCAAUGUAUUGACGAUAGCUGCUUGUGCGUCAACCCAUUUGAUGGCAGUCCAACUUAUCCUGAAGAUCCUUUGACCGACAUCAGUAAAAUAUCUUCUGAGACACUAGAGUGCUAUUCAGAUUUGAGGUCUGGCGAAUAUUACAAAACCUGUGAAAGGGAGUAUUUGCAAGCUCUGGAGAAAAUGAACUGUCUGCAGAAACAAACAGGGUUUAACGAGAUAUUUAACUACAAUUUUCCGAGAUGCGAUAUAGAUGGAACAUACAAGGCUGUCCAAGAAAAUGCCACACACAAAAUGUGCGUCGACAAGGACAAAACUAUUUUAACAGUUAUCCUCAAAACUGAUCCACUAGCAGAAAAAAUGGAUUGCAAAUGCUUGAGGGCAACUAGCAUAAUUUCCAGUGCUGAAAAGCCAACAUGUAACAAAGAUACAGGCAAUUACGAACCAAUACAAUGCAGAAGAGGAGUUUGCAGAUGUGUUGACAGUGAUGGAAACCAAGUUUGCAACAAGUCGCCGUGUGAAGUUGUCGUCGAAAAAAAGGAUAAACUAAUCUGUUCAUAAAUAUAUUAAAUGCUUUAUGAUUUUUCAAUUAUUUUUUUUCGAAUCGAUGAUCUUUUUUUCAGUACACUAUAUCAACUAAAAAUUCGUAGCAC
Acanthoscelides obtectus is the source of this 1502-nucleotide messenger RNA. The record is from the annotation of a GenBank genome assembly. Lineage: Eukaryota; Metazoa; Arthropoda; Insecta; Coleoptera; Chrysomelidae.